UUUCAACGCAAGUCAUAGUUUAUAGCGGUAACCUGCCAACCGCAUUGUCUAGCUAAAAGCUGAAAGACCGGUGGCCUUGCGCAGCUGGUAAAUAAGUUUUGUGAUCGUAAAGACUUUUCACCGCAGAAAUACUGGGCUAAAGGAGAUUUCCAUUUCAAAUUGUAAUAUUCUCCAUUUCAAGUCUGUUUCGAUUAAACAUAUACAAAUUUGCUUUAAGCAAAACAGAAUUAGGAUAUGUUGGACAAAGAAGAUGAAAGUGGCUCAAUUGAAACCAAGAAAGAACGAGAAACAUAUGCCGGUUUUGAUGGUCAAACUGUAAAAAAUGCUGUAAUUCACCAUGCCAAGAUUGUUGCUGCAGCACUUGCCAUAUGGACCAUUGGAUGGCUUGGAUUGCACUAUGUCUGGGUUUUGAUUGGGUUAAUGAUUUUUGCUUUGUGGAGACUGAACAAGAAAGAAAAGGAAAAAAGAAUGAAGUCUCUGGCAGAGGUUUCAAGAAAUGAGCAGAAUGCCUUAAUACAGAGACGAGACCUUCCAUCCUGGGUAGAUUUUCCUGAUAUGCAACGAGCAGAAUGGCUCAAUGAGAUCAUUGCCCAAAUGUGGCCCUUUGUUGACAAGAUGGUGAGACAGAUCCUAAAGGAGAAGGUUGAGCCAAAAAUACAAGAAAAGCUUCCCAGUAUCAUCAAAUCGUUCUAUUUUGAAAAAAUACAUCUUGGUGACCAGGCUCCUAGAUUUGGUGGGAUCAAAGUUUACUCCAAGAACAUUGAAAGAUCUGAAAUCAUCCUGGACUGUGAUUUGAUAUAUGCUGGCGAUGCAACAGUGAAAGUAAAAGUAAAAGGGAUAUCUGCUGGAAUAACGAAUAUUCAAGUUCGUGCUAAGGUUCGUUUUGAAAUGAAUCCACUGGUUUCCCAGCCUCCUUUGAUUGGUGGAAUGUCAUUGUAUCUCCUCGACAUACCGGAUAUAAAUUUCGACCUGACCGACCUCCUGAAUCUACUUGACGUCCCAGGUCUCAGCGACAUUCUUCACUGUUGCGUAAGACAAGCGAUCUCAAGCUUUGUAGUUCUGCCAAAUCGCAUCAAGAUUCCAAUUGGCGAAAAUGUCGAUCUUGAAUCCUUGAAAUAUCCUUUACCUGAUGGAAUACUUCGAAUUGAAGUAGUGGAAGCUGAAGACCUGGUGGCGAAGGACACAAAUGUUUUCAGCAAAGACACGUCUGAUCCCUAUGUGAUAUUGACUGUUGGCACUCAAACGCUCAAGACAGCAGCAAAGGAGGAAACAUUGAAUCCUGCUUGGAAUGAGACUUUUGAGAUCUUUGUUGAGAGCAUUCAUGGAAGGAAGCUGAAACUUCAACUUUUUGACCAUGACGUUGGUUCAUCUGAUGAAAGCCUCGGCCAGACUGAAAUUGGUGUGGAGAAGAUUGCAAAGCUUGGGUCAUCAGACUUUUGGUUGCCAUUAGAGGGUGUUAAAUCUGGAAGAAUACACCUCAGAUGUCACUGGUUUAAUCUGAGUAGCAAGGCAGCCGAAUUGCAAAAAGCUGAUAAAGAUGGAGAGCUGGCAACUGCUGCUUUGUUUGUGAAGCUUGACUCAGCCAAGAAUUUACCGGUUACUAACAAAGAAGAUGACACAAGCUCUCCCUUUUGCACCGUAACAGUUGGAAAUCAGGUUGAAGCAUCGAAGAAACUCGAAGAUACCGCAAAACCAGUUUGGGAAGAAAUGUUUCAAUUCCUUAUUAAAGACCCAAAAAUGCAAGAGCUCAACAUCGAAGUGUUUGACUGGAAGCAUGAUAAAUCGAUUGGCCGUUUAGACUUUCCAAUUGACCGCUUGUUAAAGAACCGUGAGAUGAGAUUCAAGCAGCCUUUCACUUUGACUGCAGCUAAGGAUAACAGCACGUUGAAUAUGAUUGUCGAACUCAAGGCUUUGGUAUUAUCUCAAAAGCAGACUGCAGGGACAACCGGCAUCGGUAAAUGGGACAGCUCUGUAAAAGGAGAGAUCGAGCUAUCAAUACGAUGGGAUUCUGAUAGCAACAAACUGUUCAUAAAGAUACACCGCGUGCGUGAUUUAGUCCAUGAUGACGAUGGUGCUUUGGAGACCUAUGUUAGAGUAAUGUUUCUUCCGGACAAAAGUGAGGCGGGGGUACGAGAAACAAAACCUGUUAAAGAGAAGGAUCCGCGAUUUGAUCAAGAGUUUGAUUUCUUCAUUGGAUACGAUGAAGCUAAAGCUCGUUCGCUUCAGGUUACCGUGGUCAAGCUAAAGAAUGGGAAAAAGGAAGAAGAAACAACAAUUGGAGAGAUUACAUUGGGGUUGCAAGACAUGGGCAUUCUUAAAGGCGAGAAAAUUUGGUACCGCUUGAAAAGUAUUCCAAACUGACCAGACUGGAUCCAAAAGGGUGCUGUCCUGGUUUUAACUACGAGGAUUUUAACAUUGGGGCUUGUUUUAACUGUACAAAAUUUUGCUGUAUUGAAAAUUUGACAGUUUUAUUUUUGGUGCGUUUUAGUAACGCUUUUAAUCAUAUUAAUAUAUAGUUUAUGAUAGUAAUAUGACAAAUGUACUAAUGAUAUAAAGCUAUUUAAAGAUCUACUCUGAAAACGAUUGAGUUAAGAUUUGAAUAAAGGAAUGCUGUGAUAACAUGUUAAUUGAUAGUAAAAAUGAUGCAGAUUUCAUCAUUUUGUUCAUUAUCAACUUAGUAUCCAAA
Molecule: messenger RNA, 2686 nt
Organism: Rhopilema esculentum
Lineage: Eukaryota; Metazoa; Cnidaria; Scyphozoa; Rhizostomeae; Rhizostomatidae
Product: extended synaptotagmin-2
Biological process (GO): lipid transport
Molecular function (GO): lipid binding
Source: RefSeq, a predicted model, not a curated record